This is a messenger RNA of Aspergillus glaucus CBS 516.65, 390 nucleotides long. RefSeq lists its product as uncharacterized. The coding region runs from base 114 to 326 and encodes 70 amino acids. The transcript has a single exon. NCBI's taxonomy places the organism in Eukaryota, Fungi, Ascomycota, Eurotiomycetes, Eurotiales, Aspergillaceae. The record is from RefSeq and is a predicted model, not a curated record.
ACGGCGCUGAUCCUGACUGGCCAUUGUUAGUAGCCAUUAAAAGAGGGCACCUGCAUGUGGUUAAAACGUUGCUGGAAAAUGGCACAGAUGCAAAUUGCAGGGAAAGCUGCUGCAUGCAGGUAUUGUCUUCUGCCAUACACCAUGAGGCUAUAUUCAGGUUACUACUUGAGCAUGGUGCCGACUCCAAAGCUCGGGAAGAAGGCGAAUUCUUUUUAAUUACUGCUAUCACAUCCGGGCAGGAAGCGGUGAUCCAAAUAUUAUUAAAUUUUGGAUUGACAAUGAGCAACAUAAGGGAUCCCAUACACUGGAGCAACCGGGGGAACUGACUUGCUCGAAUUUCUUCAGCAGUCGACCAUGCGUAUCGUGGGUCAACUGACGGGCGCCCAUGCU